Salvia hispanica is the source of this 1211-nucleotide messenger RNA. RefSeq lists its product as uncharacterized. NCBI's taxonomy places the organism in Eukaryota, Viridiplantae, Streptophyta, Magnoliopsida, Lamiales, Lamiaceae. The record is from RefSeq and is a predicted model, not a curated record.
CCAACCACCCACCCGCCCCCACCCAAAAAUGAAAAGUCUUUCAUUCAACUCUUGUUUAGCUACUAAUCCUCUCAUAUCUCUGCAAGAAAUGGUUUAUGCAGGUAUGCAAACAAUAAACCUAUUCCUGUAUGUUGAAGAUAAAAAGUUCCCCAUUUUCGAUGAAGGAGAGCAACGGAUGAACAUGUUAAGGCUGGAAGACGCCCCGCGGAUGAACAUGUUAAGACAUGUUCAGAUCGCGGUGCGUCUCCUUAUAAGUCAUAGUCCUUUUCCUGCUGCCAUGGAGAGGCUGCCUCUACUCGGUCAGCUUGGGUCAUCGAAUGUUUCGGUGUUCAAUCUUUUGGGUGCGAGAGAGGAGAUCGGUGAAACGACAAUCAUACACGGUCGACAAGAUCCGUAUGUUGAGAGUAGAAGCUGUGGCGAUGAAGCUGCCCGGAGAUCUCACAAGUAUGGAUCUAUUCCGUUUCAGGCUAUACCUCUUUUGCUAAAGAGCAACAUAUCAAACAUGGAAAGACGCCUCAACUUAGGCAAAAUGGAGCUACAAAUCUUUCACGGGAGCCCUCUGAACAUUACUACUUGGUAUUCGAAAAUUAACAUGAGGGCGAUGCUGCCUCCGCUCGUGAUGGCAUUGCUUGCAGUCCAUAGCAUUGUCAACCCACCCGGCGGCAAGUGGCAUGAUGAUACGCCAUUUCACAAGGCAGGUGAUGCUAUGAUCGCAUCUACUCGCCCAAAUCUAUACGGAUAUUUGGUGCUUAUUAACAUGGUAGCAUUCAGUUCUUCUCUCCUGGCAAUCCUCCUCAAUGCCACUGGAUGGCCAUCCAGAAAUAUUCGUCUAAGGUGGAUUGCCAAGUGUGCUAUGGGGGUGUCGUUGAUAGCUAUCGCAGUGAGUUAUGUAGGAUCGACAAUGGCGAUUGCUCCCAUUACGCAAAUAAAAUCAGUCAAUCAUGUUGUUCUGAUAGGAGUAAUGCUUGUGUCUAUUGGCAUCACUCUGGCCAUAUCGGCCUUUCAUCCUCUAAUAUUGUUAGAGCAUCCACAAUGCCAACGAGCCGGCUAGAGGAUCGGCGACGGCUAGCUGGUCUGCGUGAACCCAUUGCGUCCGGCGAGCCGAUCGGCGUGUACCCGCCGAUCUAGCCGGAACCACUAGUCGGUCGGCUAGCCGCCAUUGCAGGCGACAUUUCGGCGAGCGUUAGGCAGGCAACCGGUUUUUUUUUUUU